AUGGAAGACUUUCUCAUUCCAGAAAAGGAAGGAAAGUGCGGUCAAAUUGCGAGUAAAGAUCGGCAGAGGGAAUCAGCAACAUGUCUGACUUUGAUCACUUCUCCAACAUGUCGAGUAACAGUGCCGUGGAACUCCAGCCAGAAGCCAGAGGCGCCCGGAUCGAAUCGAGACUCGCUCAAUCUCGACGACUUCGAGAAGGUCGAGGCCGACCAGCUCCCUCCUGUGGCCCAGGGCUUCCAGGCGGCCGCCGGGCUCAUGGGCGACCUCGUGUCCCAGGCCUCCUCCGCGGCGCCCGACAGCUCCUCCUUCGCCGGCGGGGUCACGCUCGACUCCAGCCCCGCCUUCGACACAGGCCUGCUCUCGUCGGCCGCGCCGCCCUUCGCCAGCGACCCCUUCAGGCUGGAGGCGACGGCCAGCGACCCCUUCGCCAAGGACACGGCGCCCAGCGACGCCUUUGCGUCCUUCUCCCUGUCAGCCGACCCGCUCUUGGGAAAAGCCGAGUCCUCCGAGGCGCCACACAGGCCCGUCAUCAGCCCCGCCACCUGCCGUCGCCUCCAUCCUGGACGACCUCCCCCCGUCGACGCAGACGGAGGCCAAGCCCGUCUCGCCCGUGCUCGGCGGCGCCGACGACGUCCUGGCGGCGGAGGCCACCAAGUUCCUGGCCUCCGAGGGCAAGGGCGCCGGGCAACCCCACAGCGAGGCCCUGGCCUCUUUCGACCCCUUCAGCCCCAGCCUCCCGCGGUGGAGGUGCUGGCCGAGCCCCUCGUGGCCCCCGAAAGCUUCGCCCCGGCGCCCAAGCGCGAGCCCAGCCCCGAGCCCCUGGCCAAGGAGGCGCCCCUGGACCCCCUGGCCAAGGGCGAGGCAGAGCUGUUCGGCCUGAAGGAGGCCGACCCCUUCGCCGUCCCCAAGGAGCCCAGCCCGGAGCCCUUCGCCAGGAGGGAGCCCAGCCCCGAUCCCUUCGCCAGGAGGGAGCCUAGCCCAGUUCGCAGGGAGCCCACCCCUCCGCGUGAACCCACUCCCCCGCCCAAGGUGCCUACGCCCACGCCCAGAGAACCCACACCGCCCCCCCGGGAGCCCACACCACCACCCAGGGAGCCCACACCACCACCCAAGGUGCCCACUCCAACACCCAGGGAACCCACCCCGCCUCCCAGGGAGCCCACCCCGCCGCCCAAAGUGCCCACUCCAACCCCGAGGGAAGUGACCCCUCCUCCUCAGCUGGUGACCGUGGAGGCGUCGGCCCCGCCCGUGCAGGAGGCGCGGGUCACGGCGGGUCGGAAGUACGUGGUCUCCGCAGAAACUCGAGCCAAUUUCGCCGUCUUCAACCCCCGGGCCUGGUUCAACCCCGACCAGCUGGACCCGCGAGUGGUUGACCUGAUCUACUGGCGCGAUGUGAAGAAGACAGGUGUUGUGUUCGGAGGGUUGAUGAUGAUCCUCAUCUCGUUGGCCUACCUGUCCCUCAUCUCCGUGGUGGCCUACACCUCCCUGACCGUCCUCUCAGGAACCAUCACCUUCCGCAUCUACAAGAACAUCAUGCAGGCCGUUCAGAAGUCACAGGAUGGACACCCAUUCAAGGACAUCCUGGAGCUUGACACCAACCUGCCCUCAGAAAAGGUGCACGAGGCUACCGAUGUCAUCAUUCAGCAGAUCAAUUCCACAAUCAGCGAACUCAAGCGACUCUUCCUUGUGGAGGACCUUGUUGAUUCCGUUAAGUUUGGUUGUCUGCUUUGGUGUUUGACCUACUUGGGAUCUUGGUUCAAUGGAUUGACCCUCGUCAUCCUUGCGGUUGUAGCUCUCUUCAGCCUUCCCAAAGUCUAUGAACAGAACCAAGCCCAGAUUGACCAGUAUGUUGGUCUUGUUCGCUCACAAGUUAACGAUAUCAUGUCCAAGGUGAAGGCUUCCCUCCCCAUUGGAAACAAGGAGAAAACCCAGUAAGAAAAAGACAACAUCAACGUGUGAUAUCCUGAGUGCAUCUGUGUUUGUGCGCUACAUCAAACCACUGGUGUGUUGCGGCAUCUGCACCAACGUCGAAGUGCACACAUUUUAUUUGUGUGCAGAGUAAUCCCAGAGAGGAACCAACCAAUCCUAUUGUGGUCUGGCUUGCAAUGCUCCCCUAAGUCACACAAUGUUUCCUGAUGGGAAUGCACUAGCUAGCUGCCAUAUCUGUUGUAAUGAUAGGUGAACUUUGUAAUAUUGCUUUAGCUAUUAUGGUAACAUCUCUUUGAUGGCAGUGAACAAGUUUUUGUGUACAGUAAACCAGUGAUGGAACCCAGCAGCCAAGUUGUGAGGUUUGGGGAGCAUAAAGACAGUUUUAUGAAUGAAAGAGGCACACAGUGAGAGAAAAAAUAUAAAGUAAAAAAGCACUUCCAGCUGAUAUUAUUAGUGCUAUUAAGAUGAUGCUCAGUUGAUGCUAUUGUGCCUCUGGUCACCCUAUUUCUGAUUCUCACCUUUGCUUGCUUGUGUUGGUUAGAAGAUUCUCUGUAGCAUCAAGGGUGUUUAGCAUGUGCUGGGCAUGCUAUUUAUGCAGUGCACCCAAGGUAUAAACAGGAAGUGGUGUUAUAGUUAUACAUACAAUCAAGGGUGAGGAACAUGUUUGUGAAAUACACUACUCCAUUGUAUAGUCAUUGCAUUAUUGUUCUUUGUAGGUUUUUUUUCUUUUUCUUUUUCUUUUUCUUUCUUUCUUUUUCUUUUUUUUCGUCUUUCAUCUUUAUUUUUAUUAGCACUGUGAAAGGAGUAUCAAUGCAAUCAUUUUCAGUUGUUUAGUUUGUCCUUAUAUGCUUCAAACUGGCUGUCAUAUAUGGUUAAUGUAGAAUUGCCAAUUAGUGCAAAAGAUCUGUUGUCCAUUGUCAGUCUUCUAAGAUCUGUCUUUAUUUAUAAUUUUCAUGCUUUUAAAAUUUUUCUAUUGAAAGAAAAAUCUCCAAUGUACCCACGGCAUAUACUUUUAUAAAGGAUAAGCAAAUAGUGUUUUGAUUUUUUAUAUAUAAUCACCAAAGUAACUCUGUGGGAAACCUGCUUCCAUUUCAAUGGGUGUUCUCUUGUGUCUGUGAAGUGGGAAAUUCCCCAUAUGUCAUAGUGCUGUUGCUUGCCACAGUCGUCUAUUAAAUAACUGUCUACAACCUCUUUAAGUGUUAUGGAGAUGCAAGUGAGGAUUUAAGCUUAUAUUACUACUAGAUAUGUUUAAUUAUUGUACUCAACAUCUAGGGGCUAUUAUUUGCUCUUGUUGUAACAGGAAUUCUAUUAGAUAUCUGGCUGAAUCUAGUUCGGAGAUUUACAUAUAUUUAAAGCUUUUAUUUAUAUUUGGGUAAUGGGUAGGAAAAUAUAGGAAAAAAAAAAUUAUGCUUAAGUUGAAGGAGUUUUCUAAGUACUUGUAAGUGUUCUUUCAUAUUGCAUUAAAUACUGUCACAAACAACAGUAAAGUUGCUGUACUACCAAAUAAAACAUUCAAGAUUUA
Molecule: messenger RNA, 3451 nt
Organism: Penaeus monodon (black tiger shrimp)
Lineage: Eukaryota; Metazoa; Arthropoda; Malacostraca; Decapoda; Penaeidae
Product: reticulon-1-like
Exons: 8
Coding region: 1-1935 (644 amino acids)
Source: RefSeq, a predicted model, not a curated record